UAAAAUUUCCAGCAGCAGCCUCCAUUGUCAAGACAUAACCUGUCUCUCUUCUCUAUCGCGAUUCGCGAUCACACCUAAUCGUAACGCCACAGUAUCAUCAUCCCCAAGUGUUCUAAUGGAGGCCGCCGCUAAUUUAUCCUGCCGCCGUCUAUCAUUCUCUACUCCCAUACUUCAUCAUAACCGUCUAGCAUUCUCUACGCCCAUGCCAUCUAUCUCAUACAGACCUUCACCCCCACCUUCACUAGCUCUCAAGUCACCAUCAAUGUCCGUCCAAGCAUCUUCUUCAUCGCUCAACCAUGAAAACCCCAAACCCCAAAACCCUAUUUCGCCUUCUAUCAUAAAAUCCGCAUUUGUAGCUACCGCUACUGUAAUCGCAGCCGCGACUGUCUUCUUUGCUCGUUUUAACCUCAAGUACGCCGUCGCCGCACCUUUCUCACAAGUAGAAACCGCGGAAAAAGAAGAGGUUUCCGAAGAAGAUGAAGAAAGAGAGAUGGCGAUUGAAGAACAUUUGAACGCGAACCCUAACGACGUACAAGCUCUCCGCGAUUUAGUGGAAACGAAGGUGAAGAAUAAAAAGAUCGAAGAAGCAAUCGUAAUCGUGAAAAGAUUAAUCGAAAUGCAGCCUGGUGAACAGGAAUGGAUUAUGCUGAAAGCCCAAUUGCAUUGUUACAAUGAAGAAUUCGAAUUAGCUGAAAAGGAAUUCAAUGAGAUAGUAUCAAAAGACCCAAUUCAAGCAGAGGCUUUUCAUGGAUUGGUAAUGAUAGCAUCUCAAUUGGAAUCUGGUGAUAAGUUAAACGAGAUAGAACAAAGAGCAAUGAAAGCGAUGGAGAUUUGCAAGAAAGAAAACAAGAAUGAGGAAUUAGUAGAUUUCAAGCUUCUAAUUGCUCAAAUUCGUGUAAUUGGUGGAGAUUAUGAUGGUGCAUUGAAUCUGUAUGAAGAAAUUUCUAAAGAUGAUCCAAGAGACUUCAGACCAUAUUUGUGUAGAGGGAUUAUAUUUACUCUUUUGAGGAAGAAUGAUGAAGCUGAGAAACAGUUUGAGAAAUAUAGGAGAUUGGUUCCUCAAGGUCAUCCAUAUACAGAGUAUUUUGAUAACAAUAUGAUGGCGACAAAGCUCUUUGCACAGAAGGUUGAAAAUGAGGUUAGAAGAAGCUGAUGAGAUCAAAGAAGGUUCUUUGCUUGUUUUCUUUUGUUUAUCUUAUGGUCUGUGCUUGAUUUUGGUCAGAUAAUAAUAUUAGGGUUAAGAUAUUUAUGAACAAAUGUUCUUCAUGAUGAGGAUAUACACAUAUUUUCUUUUCUGGUGAA
This is a messenger RNA of Impatiens glandulifera, 1302 nucleotides long. Its product is annotated as protein SLOW GREEN 1, chloroplastic-like. The transcript has a single exon. Lineage: Eukaryota; Viridiplantae; Streptophyta; Magnoliopsida; Ericales; Balsaminaceae. The record is from RefSeq and is a predicted model, not a curated record. Gene Ontology annotation, molecular function: protein binding. Bases 116 to 1153 code for a protein of 345 amino acids. Gene Ontology annotation, cellular component: chloroplast thylakoid membrane.